AUGAAUAGAAGACCAUCAGGAUUUUCAAAACCUCCAAUAAUUGGAUCACGAUCUGUUCUAAUCGCUGUUGAUGGUUCUGAACAUUCAAAAAAAGCAUUUCAAUAUUAUUUAAAAUGGUUACAAAGACCAGAUGAUACAAUAACAAUCUAUCAUGCUGUAGAACCAGUCUCAUUACCAACUAUAUCAUUAUCGAAUCCAAUUAGUAUACCAAGUGAUGAAUGGUCAAAUCUUGUUGAAGUCAAUGUAAAACGUGUACGUGAAUUAGAACAAGAUUAUAGUACAGAUUGUUUAGCACAUAAUUUAACAUAUCAAUUUUUAUAUGAAUCAGUCAAUCAUAUUGGUGAAUCAAUUAUUAAAAAAGCGGAACAAAUGAAUACAUGUUUAAUUAUUAUUGGUAGUCGUGGAUUAGGUGCAAUAAAACGUACUAUUAUGGGUAGUGUUAGUGAUUAUGUUGUACAUCAUGCUAAUACAACAAUUUGUGUUGUACCAUGGAUUGAUGAUACUUCACAAAAUACAUCAUAAUUCAUUAAAUUGUUUCACCAUAAUCAAAUAUUUAGUAAAUAUAGAUAAAUAUAUUUGUAUACAUAUAUUACGUAAUCAACAUGUAUAUGAUAUAAGGGUUUGUUAUAUUCUCUCUGUGUGUAUGUGUGUGUGUAACUCAUCGAUUUCUUUUUGUCAUGGAAACUAUUUUAAAUUGAAUUUUUGUUUUGUAGAAACUACAAUUUAGUUGUGUUUUUUCAUUUUGUUUCUAUGUCAUAUAGUAACGUAUAUAUAUACAUACAAAUUUCUUUAUAUUUGCGCCAUAACAUUCUGAUUACAUUUUGGAAUAGUGAUUCUAUUCUUAUUAAGUCAUACUUUUCUUUUCCAUAAAAGAAUUAUACAUAAAUAAAGAGUGAGAGUGAGCAAAAGGGACAGAGGGAAAGAUUGAAAUAUUCGAUGGAAAACAUUUUCAUUAUUUACUACUUUUUCUACUGAUUUCACUGUUAUCAUUUGAAUUUUCACUUAACACAAGUAAAUAUAAUUAGUAGAACAUCAUUAAUUAGACUUUUCUGUUUUACAAUGUUAGGUGGGCCCAUUUCUAUUAAAAAAAUCGAUAUUUAGUAGUUAGACAUGUUGUUACUAGAUCAGUCAGUCAGUAACAACGUAGAACUUCGUACGUACGCACGUACGUACAUCAGUUCAAGUUACCAUACCACAUUAGCACAAAGAUUCAGUUGUCAAUUAAAAUCCCGUGGUGGUAGAGGUAGUAGAAGUAUAAGCAGUAAUCAGGAAAAUUAGUGUUUGGAGAUGUUAUUCAAAGAGUAUAAUCCAGUGAAAUAAAUUUGGAAAGAGAGAAAAGAAAGGGACAUGAAGAAUUCAGAAGAUUAGAAUUCGAGAGAACACAAAGAGUGUAUGCACCUGCACCAUUGCAAACGAUUUUAAGCCAUGUCAUUUUACCAGAUGAUUUAGCUUAAUGUUGAAUUUACUUAUUAUUAUCUGAAAUUGAUGAUUUAAUAUUCAUUAAUGAAGAAUAAUCAAUUCUGUAUUAGAUAAUCUUUACUGUGAAUCAAUUAGUUCAUUAUACCACCACCAACAACAACAAUAGUGUACUACAAUGUCAAAUCAGAAGGAAUCGAUUGUGUUCCAAAUAGUUCACUUGUCAUAUUUUUAAUAAUAAAAUGUAUUUGAAUUUUA
Messenger RNA from Schistosoma haematobium, 1674 nucleotides. RefSeq lists its product as uncharacterized. NCBI's taxonomy places the organism in Eukaryota, Metazoa, Platyhelminthes, Trematoda, Strigeidida, Schistosomatidae. The coding region runs from base 1 to 522 and encodes 173 amino acids. The record is from RefSeq and is a predicted model, not a curated record. The transcript has a single exon.